AUAGUUGUGCUGAUCAUAUGACCGGAAGCGUCUGGAAGAAGCUCUUUCUGUGGUUUCCCUGAAUUCUUCCCAUGGGAAGAUAGGGGUCCCCCAUGCAGCUAGGCGGUUCCUAUACUCUGCUAAAGGGGUUCCUCCAUCAUUAAGCAGUAGAGGUCCGGCUGCUGGUCCAUGCAGAGUGAUACCUUCACCCUGGGAGCCCUGACACCCACCUCCUCACACCCACACACUGCAAAAUGAGUCACCCAGGUCAGUCCACACAGCUAACUAGCCCGAGCAGAUUCCCCUGUAUGUGUAGCCUUGUCCCAGUCUAUCUGUCAGGCAUGGAGGACAUAAAGAGAGCCUGUAUACAGUAACCCCUGACAGCCCAGCUUCCCUGUACACACAUCAUCAUCAGUGAGAAUACUAAAGAUCCUCUGCUGUCUUCUCCUCCCUGCUGAGCCCCUUGGCUGGAAGCUCCUCACUCCUUCUUCUAGAUGGAUAGUAACACAGUGCUGCAUUCAGAUAACAAGGAAGAUGCCCCUGUCCUAUUGGCAGAGCUACGUCCUGGCAGAGAGCAGCUGUAUGAUUGGAAGUCCAGUUGUGAGACGUGGAGUGUUGCCUUCUCUCCUGAUGGCUUCUGGUUUGCAUGGUCUCAAGGACAUGGCAUCAUUAAACUCAUCCCCUGGCCACUGGAAGAGGAACCGAUACGAACACCAUCCUACAGGACGAAAAGUCAAUGCUACAAAAGUGCAGAGGUUAAAGGAAAAUGUAAUCUGAAAGAGAAAAUUCUGGACUGUGGUCAGAUUGUCUGGAGCUUAGCAUUUGGCUCCUCCUCUUCACCAGCAGGAUGGAAGUUGUGGCCACGUUCCAGGCAACAAGCAUCUGGAUCUCUUGGGUCUUGGCAGCUUCUAGCAACAGGACUUAGUGAUGGUCACGUCAAAAUAUGGGAAGUGCAUACAGGUCGUAUGCUCUUCAAUUUAUCUGGGCACCAAGAUGUGGUAAGAGACAUGCGCUUCGCUACAAAUGGCAGUCUGACCCUUGUUACUGCAUCCCGAGAUAAGACACUGCGUAUCUGGGACUUAAAAAAAGAUGGUAAAUUGAUCCAGGUGCUAUCUGGACACGUCCAGUGGGUCUACUGCUGUUCCAUCUCGCCAGACUGCAGUAUGCUGUGUUCUGCUGCUGGGGAGAGCUCGGUGUUGCUUUGGAGCAUGCGAUCGUACACACUCAUUCGGAAGCUGGAGGGCCACCAGAACAGUGUCGUAUCAUGUGACUUCUCUCCAGAUUCUGCGCUCUUAAUCACAGCCUCUUAUGACACUACCAUGAUUUUGUGGGAUCCCUAUACAGGCGAAAAGCUAAGACAGUUUCUCCAUAUUUCGCCGUCUCGUGAUCUGGACUAUAGCUCUCCAGAACCACAGCUCAGCGCUCUAAGAUCCGUCUGCUUUUCACCAGAAGGACUGUACCUUGCAAGCUUGGCAGAUGACAGAUUUCUGAGAAUAUGGUCCCUGGAACAUGAAGAGCCCUUGUCCGCCGCUCCAGUAACAAAUGGACUGUGUUGUACAUUCUUUCCACAUGGAGGAAUUCUCGCUACAGGAAAUCGAGAUGGACAGGUGCAGUUCUGGACGUCCCCUCAGGUCCUGUCUUCACUUAGGCACUUGUGUCGCAAAGCACUGCGUUGUUUCCUAACCACCUAUCAGGUCCUCGCACUGCCGAUUCCUGGAAAAAUGAAGGAUUUUCUAACAUACAGGACUAAUUAUUAGUCUUCUUACAGUAACAAAGAAUAUUGAGGAAAUGGACUGCUAGAAUCUGAAACUUGCACAGUAGCUGCAGCUUGUAGGAAAUAAACUUGGUCAGCAAAGGUCACUUGUGUGAAGGCAAAGAUCAUUCCCAAUGGGAUGGUUCCUGAGCCGACGACCAGGUUUGAUUUUGCAGCUCUCUUGUUUAAGGAUGAUGUUUUUAUCUUGUAGGGUGCAGGACAGAAGAAAGCAUCCCACUAUCUUCACUUCAUUAGAUAUAUUCUAACAGCCUUUAAAAUAUGUCUUUACUAAGGGAAAGUAGACCAAAUCCAGAGCAGAUUGUCUGCUUGUGAGCUCGUUUUCCAAUUUGGCCAGACAUACAUUUUCUUAGUAGACAAACAAAAAAAACGCAAUGACUAAAGUGGAAAUCAAAAUGUUGUGGUGGUAAUUGUAAAAUCCCAACUAAUGUAAUUGUGGUAAUUGCUUUAGUACUGUGGAAGGGGUAAAGUUUAGUUCACACAGGAUAUGCCCUUCCCAUUUUUAAAGCAGAGAUAUUUUUUUGUAAAUGCUCUGAAAUUGUAGGCUAAAAAAUGAUACAUGCAUACUUGUAAAUAUGUGUUAACUUUUACAUUAUCCAUAUUUCAUAUGUAUGCCAGCUUGCCUUUUGUCAUCUGCAUUAGUGAGGUGAUGAAGGCAGUACCACUCUCAGAGGACGGUGAUGUUAUAAUAUCUCCCUCCCAGGAACUGGACCUGUAUUAGGGGAUGUUCUAUCCUCACCCUAAUCGCCCCCUUUUUCUUUUUAAGUUUGAUUGUUUUACUAAAUACAGAUGAGAGUCAUUUUGUUCUGUGCAGUUGUUUACUCUGCCCCUUAGGGCUCAUGCACAUAUGAUUUUAUUUUAUGUAGGAUCUUUCUGGCAUACACCCCUUAUAUGUCCAUAUGAACUAGAAUGCUCCCCGCUGUUCAGGGCCUCCGCCCGCUGAUGCCUUCAGUCAUUGUGCAAAUGUGCCACACGUGUCAUUCAUGCAGCAGCUGCUAUUGAUGAUCACAUCAGUAGUGUAUAUCUGUGAUCACUGCCUGCCGAUUCUACAAUAUGCCUUCAAUCAUUCUGCGCAUGCUCCGCUGGCUACACAUUGAUAUUGACGUGUCACACCUGAGCAACAUCGGCCAAUAGGGACCCUGUAUUUGUGUAAACAUUAGUACAAACGUUUACACAUGUCUAGCGUUAUAUGCAGGACCAUGGAUGCAGAUUUAAAAAAAAAAAUUUUUUUAUCCAGCUCCAGAUUGUGUGCAUUGGCCCAUAGCAUAUUGUACAGCUGCAUCAAGAUCCAUUAAAAAAAAUAUUCAGGUUGUGGAUCUGAACGUAGUCCAUCUGCAUGAGCGCUUUCAGAGGCCAUAAAGAUUUCAGGUCCCAGCAGCUAAAAAACUUUGUGAAAAAGCCACAAGACACAGUUUUACAAGUGUGCAUGCAUGAGUUUUAAAAAAUGACACAAAAGAACCCUCUGAGAGAAAUGUAGACGCUGCCAUUGCUGGCCUCCUAAAAUUGCUAGUUGCUUGUCUAUUCAAUGGCUUCUGUCUGACUCACAAAACAUGCAGUCCCAUAACUCCUGAUCUGCGUGCUUCCUUUCAAGUGUAGAUUCACCUUUUUCAGAAAAGGUGCUCGAACACCGUAUAUCCUCCCCAUCUCUCUGAUCCCUGCUUCACAUACAUCUGUGGGUGGCGAGCUGUCGGUGCCCAGGCAGCCGGUGCAGCGAUCUGGGGAUUUGAAAUCCACGCUUCCCCAUUUUUCCUUUUGUUUCUGCAGUGCUUCUGGGACAGAUUAGAGAUUCUGAUUGGUCAGUGUCAACACCUAGCAUUGCUGUGACCUGUCUUGGAAGCCCUGCAGAAAGAAGAAAGGAUUUCAAAACUUUGGACCACUGACAGCCCCUCACCCACACCUGUAAAAAAAAGCAUGGACCAGGAGGUGGGGUGUACAGGGUUCCUAAAAAGGUAAACUAACUCUUUAGGUCUGUGGCUUGAUAGCAUGAUAACCAGGCAAACUAGCAUUUUCAGGGGGAGAGAUCAGUAGAUGUUUUAAAGUAACUGAAAAAAAUAUUUAGUUAAUUGGGGGUAGACUUCUGUUGCCCACAUCAAGCACAGUCAUAUAGAAGAGCCAUAAUGGAAUGGCUCUGCUGAGAUUAUUAUUAUACCUUUUUGGUUUAGUUUAUUCUUUCAUUUCAGAAUGGAGAGGACCAAGGAGGUAAUUGGAUAAGGAUGCCACUUUAUAUUGAAAAAAUAGAAAGAACAUUCUUAAAUCUCUCUAACGAUAAGUGUAGUUGCAUCCAAACAUACAGGGUCACAAGAUUUCUAGAGGAUAAAAUAAAUGUGUAAAUCCUGUACUUGAGUAGAAAGCUCUGUCUUCCAUGUGUCCAUGAGAGUCUCUUCACUCCUAUAUUAGUGCUGGCUCUGGAUGUAUGGAAGUGGCAGUGCGUGUAAACACAGGCUGGCGGCACAAUAGGUGAUUGGGUACCAAGUCUCUUUCCAAUAUUUGCAGCCCUGCUCGUUUGGAUGAACCAGCACUUUUCCUUUUAAACUUGCUUGAAUCUAUUACCAAAAUGAUUUGUUCUGAUGACAUUCCUUUUAUAAAUACUUUGUUUAUUCAAUUUAGUAGUGCCUAGUGUAAGAAUGAAAUUCUAUCCUUACAGUAAUUGGGAUUUUAUUUUUUUGUGUUGUAUGUGCACAGAAUAUUUUCCUCUGUAUUUGUGUUAACACAUGUAUGUGCCUUGGUAGAAUGUUGUAACCGCCAGGCUGAAAAACCCAAUGCUAACUACAUUGAGUGUGAUUAUAAAAUGAUAUUUAUUUAAAGUAUUUACUCUUCAUUAAACAUACUUUUGGAAUUUAAACACUGACCUUUUGGUCCAUUGCAAACAUUUGAUUCACUCUUGGCCAACAAUUCAACUAUCACCCUUCCAAUGUGACAUUUUACCUCAUAUUGUGCACUAUAAAUGAGCAUGGGUGCAUUGCAAAUGGUACAUUGUAUUUUUGCAGAAAAUAUUUCUAUACUAAAAAAGUAAAAAUCUCCUGGUGUUGCAGUACACAAACAGGAAUCUUGUUAUGCUUUGUAUGAUCAGAAUGUGGAGAUGUAAUGAAAUAAAAUGCCUUAUAAUCA
This is a messenger RNA of Rana temporaria (common frog), 4858 nucleotides long. RefSeq names its product WD repeat and SOCS box containing 2 (gene WSB2). Gene Ontology annotation, molecular function: protein binding. The record is from RefSeq and is a predicted model, not a curated record. The coding region runs from base 474 to 1736 and encodes 420 amino acids. The transcript is spliced from 10 exons. Lineage: Eukaryota; Metazoa; Chordata; Amphibia; Anura; Ranidae. Gene Ontology annotation, biological process: intracellular signal transduction.